GUAGUUUGUCCUUGGGCAGCGCCUGUACGGAGCAGAGUUUGAUACAUUGGAGUUACCAACGGGAUGGCCGCGCGUAGCAAGGUAAUGCAGCUUUUCAAGGCUUUACAUAGAACAAGAAAAGAAGUGUUUAAAGGUGAUGAUGAUGCCCUAGAAGCCGCAAGACAGAAUAUUAACGCUGAAUUCCGGAACAAUCUUACUGAGUCGUCUCCGGAGAAAAUAACUGAGUUACUUAAAUUUGGUACAGAUGUUGAAAUUAUUCUCCGAAAAACGGUAAUACAGGGAGUUCACACAGACCACAAUAGAAUAUCUAUUAAACCCAGAAAAGAGAUUCUUCUGGAUAACGUUCCUUUUAAUCAUAAUCCCACAAUUAAAGAUACAUAGUAUAGGAAAUAUUUCAGUCUUGGAUUUGAAUUAUUGUUGUAUUUUUUGGAGGUUCUAAAAACUGAAGUAUCUACUACAGUGAUGUUGAAAAUAGCUUUGUGGUAAUAUUUGAUCUGAUUUUUUUUUAAUCUGGUGGAUAAGCUCAGUCACAAAGUGUUGGUUGCACUUGAGGUUAAGCAGAGAGAAACAGUCAACGUUUCAGAUUGACAACUUUUCACUAGAUUAUUUAGAACAAUGCAAAAUACUUUGAAUAGUACUAGAUUAUUAUAACCAUUUCCAACUAGAAUGGUCUACAGUGAUUUGGUAGCUUUACAAUAGUAUAAAAUAGAAUCCUAGUUUAUGACAAAGAACUUGGUCCAUAAUGUCUGUGCUGACCCAGAAACGAGCCAUUCAACCGAAUUAGCAGCAUUUGAUUUGUAGCUCUGCAGGCGGAGAUGCUGAUCUAAGCACCUUUUAAAUGGGUGGAGCGUUUCUGCCUCUAUUACCCUUUCAGGCUGAGAGUUCCAGAUCCUCCCACCCUUUGGGUGAAAAUAUUUUUCCUAUCUCCCUCUAAUCCUUCUACCAGUCAUUUGGAGUAAAUGCAUAUUACUUGCUGAACUUGAUGCUAAAGCAAAAAUGUCUUGUCCAGUCUGUUCAGGGUCUUAAUACCGCAGUCAAAUCUCUUCUAAUCUCCUUAAUUCUCAGGCCAAAAGUUGAGCCCGAUCUUUUCUUAUUGUUGUCAGGACAGGAAAAAUGCAACUUCCUCAUAAAACUCCCUUAUAUGCUCUAUAGUGUAAUUAUGUCCUUUCUAUAAUGAGUUGACCAGACAGUACACAGUACUCAAGCUUUGGUCCAGCUAAUGAUUUAUAUAGUUCCAACAUCACCUCCCUGGUCUCAUAUUCAAUGCCACCAUUAAUAAAAGGAAUGCACAUGCCUUCUCAUACGCCAUGUUGACCUGUCUUGCUAUUUUGACAAACUAAAGUGAGUGCCUUUUCCGAGUGUUUACAUUGCUCAACGACAAAGUAAAAACCUCUAUUCACCAAACGAGCAAAUGGGAAGUACAAAAUAGAACUACAGACAACCAAGUACAGAUCCUACAGAUCCAUUCGCAAAAACAGAAAUGGCUGGGAAAGCUCAGCAGGUUUGACAGCAUGUGUGGAAAGAAAUCAGGGUUAACAUU
Messenger RNA from Rhincodon typus (whale shark), 1540 nucleotides. It is a transcript of the gene lyrm7, whose product is annotated as LYR motif containing 7. Gene Ontology annotation, biological process: mitochondrial respiratory chain complex III assembly. Bases 64 to 381 code for a protein of 105 amino acids. The transcript is spliced from 5 exons. The record is from RefSeq and is a predicted model, not a curated record. NCBI's taxonomy places the organism in Eukaryota, Metazoa, Chordata, Chondrichthyes, Orectolobiformes, Rhincodontidae.